This is a messenger RNA of Paramecium tetraurelia, 3324 nucleotides long. RefSeq lists its product as uncharacterized. Lineage: Eukaryota; Ciliophora; Oligohymenophorea; Peniculida; Parameciidae. The transcript has 3 exons. The record is from RefSeq and is a predicted model, not a curated record.
AUGAAUAGACUUAAUUCUCAACCUAAAUCAAACAAUCAAGGUCGAAUGACCCCAGUUGAAUAUAUGAUGCAUAAAAACAUCCCUCUUCCCAAUAAGGCAAAAUAUCCGCAUAUGGACACAGAGGCAAGUUAGCAUAGAUCUGAGAUCGUUUAUCAGAAUAACAUUAGCAACUACUCAAAUAAUUCAGAAGGAAACGGCAUUUAAAAAAUACUCGAGGAGAAGAACAGAGAAAUCGAAUUCCUGAAACAAGCAGAAGCUUAAAGCAAAAUGUUAACAACCUAAUUCUAAGAGAUGAAUCAGAAUCAUUAAUUAGAGGUUAAGCAAUUGUUGGAGUAGAUUCAAAAUUAUAAACAAAGGAAUGUUGACCUCAAGAGCCAAGUUGAAUAAUACAUGACAGAGCUCAAUAAAUCCAAUUUAAAAUAUUAGGAGUGUUGUAGGGAAAGAGAUGAAUAUCUCAAAAACUUUAGAGAAUACUCUUAAGAUUAUGAUAUUAUGAAAAUGUAACUGUAAGGCAAGGAUGCUGAAAUUGUUUCAUUGAAAGACAGAAUUCAUAACAUAGAAAGUAGCCAUUAAUAAGAGUUAACUCAAUAUUCAUAAACCAAUGAGCAUUGGAAAAGGUCGCUGAUGGAUACUCAAAUUAAAGAGAUUACUUAAUAGUUCAAUUAGGAUAGAAUCCAAUCUGAUAUAAAAAUAAAAAAUUUAGAGAAUAAAAAUAUUGAAUUAGAAAACAAGUGUGUGUUGUUGGCUUAAGAAAUGGAGAGAAUGCGAGUUAAAGAUUUAGAAUAGAAUAAAGUGGUUAAUAAAAAUUUACAAAAUGAAAACAAUGAAUUAAAAGCAAAGAUCUAGGAAAUGAUGUAAUUUAUAACUAGAUAUGAGGAAUAAAUUAAUGAAAUGGAAUUUUAUUAAGAUUAAGAUUAGAAAGAUAGAAUGAAAAUUGUUGUAUUGAGUUCUGAAAUUGAAAGAUUGCAUUGUGUUAUUGAAGAAUAGUAAUAACAAACUCAAUCUUAUCAAUAAUAGAUCUAGGGGCUAGAACAAUAUGAGAUGCAGUGUUAAUUAUUAGAAGAAUAGUAAUUAUUAAACAAUCAGUUGAAAGAAUAGUUAGAUUAAGAAGUUGAGAAAAAUUAGAAUACUCUAUAGCAAUAGGAAUAUUAUUAAUAAGAAUGGACAGUGAGGAAUUAGGAGUUGUAAGAUAAAUGCGCAAUGCUAACAACUGAGCUUGAGAGAUUAAAUUUAGUUACAAGAAAUAAUGAUAGGUCGAGCAGGAAUUAUUAAUAUGAAAUAGAGUCACUCUAAAAGUAGUUGGAGAAUCAUUUCUAAAUUGUUGAGGAAAAAUCGAAUAUAAUAUUGUAAUUAGAAAUGGAAAUAAGUAACUAUUAAUAGGAGUCGAUGCUAUUGAACAGUGACAAUGAUAAUCUCAAUAUGAGAAUCACUCAAUUGGAGGAAGAAAUUCAGGAAAUUAAAGAUUAAGCAUCCUAAUAAUAAAGUAGGAGAUCUUAGGAAUUAAGAUAAUAAAUCGAGUAUUAUGCAAAUGAAUUAAACAGAACCACUUAUAACUAUAAUUAAGCGAAUCAGGAUAAGGAGAGUUUGCAUUAAGAAUAUGAGAAAAUCAAUAGAGAAUAUAAAGAUCUAUUCUUCACAAGUCAAUAAAAAGAUAUUGAAAUCAAAGAUUUAUAUGAUUAAAUAUAAUUAAUAAGGGAUAAACAUUAAAUUGAGAUAAAUGAGUUAAAGAAAUAAGGAGAGUAUUUGAGAAGAUCUGUACUUGAUCAAUAAAUCCGAGAUUUGACUGAAAAGUUUAAUAAUGAUAAGUAAGCGUUUGACAUGUAGUUUCGAUAAUUACAAUAAUCAAAGUAAUAAGUUGAAAUGCAAAAUUCAAUGUUGUAAUAGAAUCUCUAGGAAUUAUAAUAUACAGUUGAUGGUCAAUUAGAAAUUUAGAGAUAGAAAUUGUAAACAAGUGAGAAAGAGAGAAUCAAUUUAUUAUAGGAAAUUAAAGAUUAUUAGAUGGAAUUACAAAGAGUAUCUAAUGAGAGAUUCUAAAUGAAAGAAGAUUUUGUUAAGGAAAGGAUGAAAAUUGUAAUUUAUGCAACUGAAAUUGAUAGAUUAUGGAGUGUUAUUGAAGAUUUCACAAAUUAAAUUAAAAAAACAGAGGAGUAAAAUAGGUUGUAAAAUGAUUAAAUAUAAUAAUUGACAUUAACUACCCAAUAGUACCAUAAUACAAUUAGUACAUUGGAAUUAGAGAAAAAAAAUCAUUUAAGAGAAAAUAAUAUGAAGGAGCAGAGUUUAGAGAACAAGAUGAUUGUGAUGACUAAUGAAUUGGAGAGAACCAAAAAUCAAUUGUAUGAAGAACAGAGUAGAGUAUAUGAAUAGGAAAUUAAAUAGAAGUCCUUAUUGCAAGAGAUAGAGGAACUAUAUUAAUAAAUUGAAUCAUAUUAGUCAGAAAUUACAAUAAUGUAGAAGAAUGGUUUAGAAGUAGGAGACUUAGAAACUAAAUUUUAAGCAGAAAGGAUGUCUUGGGAAACACAAAAAUAUCAAUUAAACAAUUAAAUUUAGGACUAUGAAUAGAGAGUACAUUUAUUGAGUUAAGAAAUAAAGAGAUUGACCACAAUUGGAGAUGAGAGACUUCAUGAGAUUGAAGAGUUAAGGUUCAAAUUCAGAGAUGCUUCAUUAGCUGAAAACUAUGAACAAUUAAAAACAGAAUAUGAUCUAUUGGAGUAAUAAGUCAUGGAAUUAGAAUAAAGCAAUUUGAAAUUGAAAUCUCAUACACAAACUUUAGAGAAGUAGAUUUAAUUGUUGGAAUUAUCACUAUAAGAUAAAUCAAGGGAAGUGGAGGACAUCUAUAAUCUGAUGAACAAACAAAGGAGACAGAGUGAAUCCACCAAUAAAGAAGCAGAAAAUAACAGAAAAACAUAAUAAUAGUUAUAAUAAACUAUCUCCAAUUUGGGACAACAGAAUUAAUAAUUAAAAGAGUAGUUAUAAACUGUCAACAAUGAAAACCAAAGCUUAUAAUCAUAAAUUCAAUAUAUGUAGAACAGUCUUCAUGAGAGAGAUUAAAUGAUACAGAAAAAGAGUAGCGAAUUGACAGAAAAGAUCAAGGAAAUAGAUUCUCUGAAAGUGAAGUACGAACAGAAAAUGAACAACUCCAUCAUCUAGUCUACCGUAAUCAGAAACUCUUCAAUAACUAGACAAGUAAUUAAGACAGAUCAAGAGAAUUUUAUUAGCGAUCCCGUAUUGAAAUCAAAAACUUAAUUUAAUUAACACACAGUUAUAAGACCUCCUAGAUAAGCGAUGUCCUAAAUCAAUGGAGACCCAAAUAAUUAGUAAGAAUGA